Messenger RNA from Chilo suppressalis (striped riceborer), 735 nucleotides. Lineage: Eukaryota; Metazoa; Arthropoda; Insecta; Lepidoptera; Crambidae. The record is from the annotation of a GenBank genome assembly.
GCAUGAAUCGGACAGACAGGGAGUCGAUGAACGAACAGUAUCAAUUUGACGCGAAUUACGGUGUGCAUUUUUAUUAGAAAAUAUCUUUUUACCAAAUAAUCAGCGUGGUGAGUCUGUCUAACCAUUUUUUAGUAAUCAAUUAGCAUGUCUGGUGAAGCUCCAAUCCCGCCGCCAGUUUUAUGGGCUCAACGCAAGGAGGACAUAUUCCUCACUUUCAGCGUGGAGAGUAAAGAGCCGACUAUUAAAAUAGAAAAGGAUUCAGUUUAUUUUAAAGGUGUCAACGCCCAAGACAAUAAAGUGCAUGAGGUAACAAUACCGUUGUAUGAUGCUGUUCUUCCUGAAAAUAGUGGUUUCCUCAAUAAAGGCAGAUGUAUAGAAAUGGUGCUACGAAAAGAGAAAAAAGACGCACCGUACUGGCCGUCGUUAACGAAAGAUAAAAAGAAGCCACAUUACUUAAAGGUGGAUUUCAAUAAGUGGAGAGAUGAAGAUGACGAAGAAGAGAAUGGUGCCGGUAACGACAACUAUGACAUAGAAGAAUUACUGCGGUCUAUGGGAGGCGGUGCCGGCGCCGGAGCCGGUGAUAAGGCUGAAAAACCUUCCUUUGAUGAUUUAGAAAGUGAUUCAGAUGAUGAGAAUCUACCAGAUCUUGAAUAAGCCUGUUGUAGUGAUAAUGCUUAUAUUUAACUUUGACAGUACAUUAUGUAUUAAGGUUUUUACAGUUAUAAUAAAAUCAUU